AUGUCCCAGACAUCAAUUGAAUUGGUACCCAACAGGGCCGAAUCACCACAGAAUAGUCUCGACCAGGGUUUGGAAUCUCGAACCACAGAUGUCGAGUUUUCGCUACCUCGCGCCGAUGGUGGAAGAAAGGCUUAUUUAUUCCUGGCCGCAUGCUGGGUCGUCGAAGCAGUAACCUUUGGCAAGUUCCACCACAGCUUUGGUUUUUCAUUUGGUGUUUUUCAAGAAUACUACAGUCACAAUGAGCCGUUCGCAGGGUCUAGCAAUAUUGCUGCUAUCGGAACUACCACCACCGGCAUGCUUUAUCUUGGAGCCCCUUUCGUUGUCAUAAUAUGCCGUUUCUAUCCCCGUCAAGCCCGCUGGUUCACCUGGGUAGGCCUCAUAGUCACAUCCCUUGCCAUGGCUGUGAGUUCCUUCUGUAACACAGUACCACAACUCAUCGCAACUCAAGGCGUUCUAUUCGGUAUUGGUGGCUGCUUUGCUUAUUGUCCUUGCACUCUCUACAUCGACGAGUGGUUCGUGCAAAGAAAAGGCUUCGCAUACGGUAUCGUCUGGAGCGCUGCUGGAGCUGGAGGUGCCAUACUCCCUUUACUUCUCCAAGCCCUUCUUGAAAAGUACGGAUUCGAAACGACUGUGAGGAUCUGCUCGGGAAUUCUGUUUGGAAGUGCGGCCCCGCUGGCCUACUUUGUUAAGCCCAGACUUCCCCUUUCAUCCACAAUCAAUAGGAAACCUCUCAAUAUGCGGUUCCUCACGUCCAGAGUGUUUAUGCUACACCAGUUGGCAAAUGUUGUUGAAGCGACAGGAUACUUUCUUCCUACCAUCUAUCUACCAACAUAUGCUCGAACAACAUUUGGCACUUCGGCUGUUCUAUCAGCUCUGACUGUUAUUCUGGUUAACAUUGCUACGACAGCAGGCUUGAUGAUCAUGGGCUCUCUCAGCGAUAAACUCGCCGUCACAACAUGCAUGCUCAUAUCAGCAGUCGGUGUGGGGAUCUCAGUCCUACUCGUCUGGGGACUCUCAGCAUCUCUACCAGUUCUGUACGUAUUCUGCGUCAUGUACGGCCUCUUCGCUGGAUCGUGGGCUUCGAUAUGGCCUGGUAUCAUGAGAGAGGUGACACAGAAAUUUCAAGACCAAAACGAAUAUGUUGAUCCUGUCAUGGUCCACGGUCAUCUUUGUGUGGAGGCCAACCAUGGCAAGGAAAGGUUAUCGGGGGAUAUGGAAGUGGGUAUGGAAUUUUGA
Fusarium venenatum is the source of this 1236-nucleotide messenger RNA. The record is from RefSeq and is a predicted model, not a curated record. Lineage: Eukaryota; Fungi; Ascomycota; Sordariomycetes; Hypocreales; Nectriaceae.